This is a messenger RNA of Sabethes cyaneus, 2199 nucleotides long. It is a transcript of the gene HnRNP-K, whose product is annotated as heterogeneous nuclear ribonucleoprotein K homolog. The record is from RefSeq and is a predicted model, not a curated record. The coding region runs from base 118 to 1416 and encodes 432 amino acids. NCBI's taxonomy places the organism in Eukaryota, Metazoa, Arthropoda, Insecta, Diptera, Culicidae. Gene Ontology annotation, molecular function: mRNA binding. The transcript has 10 exons. Gene Ontology annotation, cellular component: cytoplasm; nucleus. Gene Ontology annotation, biological process: regulation of mRNA splicing, via spliceosome; regulation of transcription by RNA polymerase II.
GAUCAUUGUGUUUGCAAGCCACGCCAAGCCUGAGUCGAAAAAGUGAAAAUUACAGUAAAGUGAUAACAAACAGUGAUUGAAUUCAUUGCUUUUAUCUGGAAUUAUUUAAAUUGAACUAUGAAACGAGAUAUCGAUGACAGUCAGGAUAACGAUCAACUCGAUGACGGAGGGAAUGAUAAUUCUGAUAAAAAACCUCAAAAUAAACGCGCCCGUAAUGAAGAGGAAGAAGUUCGUCUACUAAUCCCCAGCAAGAUGGCAGGAGCUAUUAUUGGCAAAGGUGGACAUAACAUCCAAAGGCUGCGGACCGAGUAUCAAGCCCAAGUGAAUGUAGGCGAUUGUACAGGCCCAGAACGUGUCAUCACCAUCGGCGGCGACAUGGAAACAGUCACCAAGGUGGUUAAGGACGUUAUGAAACACCUGGACAAGGCUGGAGACAACGAAUAUGAACUUAGAGUAUUAGUUCAUCAGAGCCUCGCCGGUUGCGUUAUCGGCAGAGGUGGCACCAAGAUCAAGGAACUUAAAGAUGAUAUCGGCUGCAGAUUGAAAAUUUUCUCCAAUAUUGCCCCGCAAAGCACGGACCGCAUUGCUCAGGCGGUUGGCAGCGAAGAACAAUGUUUGCGAGCUUUGAACGAAAUCAUAAACCUGAUUAAAGGAACGCCGAUCAAGGGUCCAGUCCACAACUACGAUCCACAUAACUAUGAUGAUAUGUAUGCCGAUGAGUACGGUGGCUAUGGAGUGGGUGGUGGCGGCGGCGGCGGCGGCGGCGGUGGAAGCGGUGGUUUCCGUAACGGUCGAGGAGGGGGCGGUGGAGACGGAGGAUUUGAUCGUCGGGACCGUUUCGAUGAUCGGCGUGGAGGUGGAGGUGGUGGUGGUGGCGGAGGUGGUCGGGGAUAUGACCGAGGAAAUGAUCGUGGAGGAAAUCGUGGUGGCGGUGGCGGCAUGAGAGAUCGUGAGUUCAUCAAUCCAUGGGCACAAAAUGUCAAUGGUAACCAAAUGGGCGGUGGCAAUUUUGGCGGAGGCAACGGAUUAGGAAUGGGUAAUUUGGGUGGAAUGAACCUUGGUGGAGGCGGUGGAAAUUUGGGCGGAUUGGGAAAUAUGGGCAAUCUCGCAAAUGGAAACAUGGGUGGGUUUGGUGGAAACAAUGGUAACAUGGACAACAAAACUUCAACACAAGUUACCAUUCCCAAGGAUCUGGCUGGUGCGAUUAUCGGCAAAGGCGGCGGUCGUAUUCGACGCAUUCGGAACGAGUCUAAUGCUUUCAUCCAAAUCGACGAAGCCUUGCCUGGAUCUACGGAUCGCAUCAUUACUAUUACUGGAACACCGAAAGAGAUUCAAGCUGCUCAGUAUAUGCUACAACAAAGUGUACGCGAAAAUCUUGCCGGCGGUGGAGGAGGAGCUGGAUUCAACCGGAACUAAAUGCAUUUAAAUCAGCGCUACCCACAGCAUACAAACAGAAACUUAAAUCCUAGAUGAUGGAUAAAACAUGUGUCUAGCGCAUGCAAGCAUAUAACUAUUAAAAAAGCCACCGGCUAAAAAGCAAAAUUGAACAGAAAAUAUGUAACUCUAGGAUAACUAUUUUACGUCAAAUGUCAUAUUUAGUUUAGUUUGUCACAUUUCAAACCGUAGCAGUAGCAGUCAGAAAAUUACUAUUGUUUCCCAGCUAUUCAAAAUACUAUUGCGAUAGCAACUUUCCAAAAUUUUAAUGUUUGGAUUACUUUUGUAUAUUUGGCAUUAUGGAAUCUAUUUUUUGAUACGAACAUUGCAUACACUGACGAGACUAUAGAAUGAAACAAAUUUUAUAUGAAUAUUCAACCUAUGUUCUCACAGAACUAUAAUGGAUGCCUGUAACAGACCCUAAACGGCCAGUCAUUCUUCAUAUGUAUAUUUUACAUACAUUUUUCGUAAUUCACGAAAACACAAGUAAAAGGAAAACUGAUGUCUUGUAAUAUUGUCCAAUUGUCCAGUACAAAACGUAACAAAAACAUUAUUCUUCAACCUAUUGAAUAAAGUAUUUACCAAGAAACCAAACAGCACCAAAACAAGUGAAAUUUGAAAGCGAGUUCGAUAUUCGAAUGUGUUUUUCUUUUUCAUUUUUACAAUCAAUAGGCAAUGAACUAUCAAAUUUAGUUACGGUAUUGAGAUGAGUACAAUCUCAAAAGUAUCUUAAUUUAUGUUUUGAGUUCAAUAAAGGAUAAUAAA